Molecule: messenger RNA, 2847 nt
Organism: Styela clava
Lineage: Eukaryota; Metazoa; Chordata; Ascidiacea; Stolidobranchia; Styelidae
Biological process (GO): muscle organ development; positive regulation of myoblast differentiation; regulation of transcription by RNA polymerase II
Molecular function (GO): protein dimerization activity; DNA-binding transcription factor activity, RNA polymerase II-specific; RNA polymerase II cis-regulatory region sequence-specific DNA binding
Source: RefSeq, a predicted model, not a curated record
GGUUCUAUUACCGCUUAGCGAAAUCAAUUAACACCAUGGAACUAAGUGUAAUGUGUUCGUUCGAUAUCGAAUUCUUUCACUUACCGGCGUCAAGUUGAGGCAUUUUGAUUAAUCUUGAGCUUACAUUUCUCUGAUUCAAUAAUUGAAUUUUAUUUAGGGCUAUGUACUUCUAAGCUAAAAUCGCUAGUGAACAACAGCAGGAAUAUGCAGAAGAGGUGAAAGCUUUCAGUCUAUAUAUUACCUUUAUAUCAGUCGAGUUUUGUUAUUAGGAGCUGGGCAAUAUCUCUGGCAUUUUCUGACAGAAAUAACUAAAAUUUUGAUUUGUUUUGUUUCAUAUCCAGUCAGUCAAAAAAUUUGCAUUCCUAUAAUUUGUAAUAUUUAUAUGACAUCACCAUGCCAAGUCUGAUGGCCUCAUCAAGCAUCACGGGAAACGUACUUACAUCAUCACCUUCCGAGGGCCAAACACAAGAAGUUAUCAUUUCCAGGGACGUAUUUGUUAGUUCUCCUGUAUGCUCAGACUCCGAUGAAUCAUUCCGACAAAGUCCGGAUAGACUAAACGAAUUUGCAAACAGUUUCAUCAAUACUUCUGACUCGGGUAUCGGAGCUGAGUUUUGCCUGGAUGACAUUACCAGCACUGCGGGAAUAGAAAGCUUAUGUUACAGUACCGGCAGCGAAUAUCAUAAUGUAAACUUGAACAGCCAUCAUCAACAAGAUUUACUGUUUUCACCUACCGGUAUACUAGAUUUGAAAUUGAAUAAUGAAAACACAAACCAUACAACUGAAGAUGAAUGGAAGGCAUGUGAUAUUUUCGAUACAUCAGUAAACUUCUCGGACAAAAUUGAUUCAACUCAUCCCGGGAUAAAACUGGAAUACGGAGCAUCCGAUUAUCUUGAUCUGAACGACGUUGAAGAAUUCCAACUUGAUCUUGAAAACUCAAUUGCUGAUGCCUCCUUGAAAAACAGCAGCACGUUUGCGUUUUCACAGCGCAAUGAGAUUGAUAAUUCUUUAUCAGAUGGCAACCAAAUCCUAAAUCUUUCAAUAUUGGAGCCAACUUUCACGGAAGAAGGAGGUCACAAGGAAAUUAUUCAGCCUAUAUUUCCAUUCGUGGCAAAUCAACAGGUUUCCAUAAUUUCCCCAGAAACUAGUGGCGUAGCAGAAAGUAUUUUGGCACAGAGUGUGCAAUGUGCGACCGUAUUCCAAAAUGGUACCAGGACAAGCAUAGCACCAGAAACGGAAAACGUUAUGUUGAACCCAAGCGAUUUAUCUUCUCUUGCAGAAUUUCUGAUGGUUGCACCCGAAAAUAACAGUAUUCUAAAGUCACCAGCUCGUCUUGCUCCAUGCUCUACUUUACUUCCUGGCUCAAAGAUUGCUACGUUGGCGUCGAGAGAACAAAAUUUUGUUCCCACGAGUAAUCUUUCUACAAGCAAUAUACACCAAUUCCAGUCAGAUUCAUCAAUUUUAACAAGUGCCUUCAAAAUUGCAAACGUUGAGCAAACUUGCAUAAACAACACCAUCAAUUACGUAAAUCCAGUGAACUACCGCUUGAAUUCGAACACUUUGGUACCAUCGGGCGAUGGAUUUCUUCAAGCAUCAGAUCCAGUCACCGAAUUAUCGCAAGUUUCGAUCGGGAACAUGUUGAAUACCAAUGCCGAUAUCACAACUGAUAAUAUAGAUACGGAGUUUCUAACAAGUUCAGGAAGCCAUACGUGUCAUCCUAACGGACAACAAUGUCUCGUAUGGGCCUGUAAAGCAUGCAAAAGAAAGACCGGACCUCAUGACAGGCGACGAGCUGCUACCUUGCGAGAGCGCAGAAGGCUAAAAAGAGUAAACGAAGCUUACGAAACUUUGAAGCGAUGUGCUUGUACCAACCCAAACCAAAGAUUACCAAAAGUAGAAAUCUUACGCAAUGCUAUAACAUACAUUGACAAUCUGCAGAGAAUGUUAUACGAAUCUAAAAAAGGAAACAAUGAAAACAAAUGGCACGAAAACGACGCCUCUAUUAUCCCACGUAAACGAUUCUUAGAUUCGGAAGACGGUAGUGACGAAGAAAAUCAAUCCUCAAAACGAAUGUGCCUAGAUAUUAUGAUGCCUACGAAAGUAAACGAUUCAAAAUUAAUUGAGGAAUUUUUGUCUCCAAUCGCUGCGUCUUCAAUGAAACAAGAGCAAAUGAGUGAUGUUUCAAUGGUGCCAUUCAUUACAAUCCCAUCACAAGAGAAUUCUGACCUAACCUCUUCAACUGUCACAAUUGCAUGAAUGUCACAUUGUCGACAAUCGACAUAUUACGUUAUAUUCAUACAUAUACAUAUACGUUAUCUUCUUCUUGGGUAUAUUUUUAUUCUGUUUGUAUUAUUGUAUGUAUGCCAAUAUGCCAGACGAAAACUUAAAUAUCGCUAUGUAGGAAAUUCUGCGUGCCUUCCUUAAUUUAAUAAGUGACAUGAAUAGUGUCUUUGCUGCGUAAAAUUAGAUUUUUGCAUCAAGCAUGAGCAGAGUACGUAAACGCUCUAUCCGUGGCAUACAUUACGAAUAUGAAAUUUAGAUAAUUGUAUUAUGAUUCAUAGAAUACACGCUACGGAUGUUUGAAUACUAUAUGAUGCCUUGAUAUUUUAUUAUUAUUUAUUUACUUGCCUUUGUUGAAAUAGUUUAAUUUACCUUUUUAUUUCGCAAUAUUGUUGAUUUUUCUAACUGCCAAUGAACGAGUUCUACUGCUGAUUAUUUGAUUGCUUGUUAUUUAUAAUUGAUGAUUUAAUGAAAUACCAAAAAUUUGUGCCUAUACACCUUCAAUGUUGAUGUAAUUUUCUAUACGUACAUGUAUAUAUAACGAUAAAAGCAGAGGCGAAAUGUGGCAGA